ACUUAAUUUGAAUGGCAUUUUACAUCGGUCGGUGUUUGUAGUAGAAUAAAUAAAUUUUCACGUAGAAAAGUACUCGUUUAUUGUGCAUUAUGCCACAGGCGGUAAUAUUAAAUAGGACAUUAAGAAGUCUUGGAGGUUUCUUCAAAAAUGUUCAUAGAGUUAAUAUUGUGAAGGCGGAUCAAGGAAAUUGCCAUGCUAAAUUUACCGUAACUCAAGGAGACUUAAACCCAAUGGGAGAUCUACACGAUGGAUUAGCAGUGACGUUAGUUGAUACUAUUUCAAGUAUUGGAAUGGUUUCAUGCCCAGAAUGGAGAGAACCUUCUCCAACAGUUAAUAUAAGUGUUUUACGUAUAAAAAGUGCAAAACUUGGAGAUGAAUUAACAAUUUCAUCAAAGUUACUAAAAAUUGAGAAUCGAAUGGCCUACAUGGAUGUGAAAAUCUUCAACACUGAUAAUGAAUUGCUCGCUAAAGGCGAACACGCAAAAUUACUAUCGGAAAAUAAAGAGUGAUUGUGUUUUUGUAAAACUAAAA
Dalotia coriaria is the source of this 531-nucleotide messenger RNA. Its product is annotated as acyl-coenzyme A thioesterase 13-like. Gene Ontology annotation, molecular function: fatty acyl-CoA hydrolase activity. Bases 90 to 509 code for a protein of 139 amino acids. The record is from RefSeq and is a predicted model, not a curated record. Lineage: Eukaryota; Metazoa; Arthropoda; Insecta; Coleoptera; Staphylinidae. The transcript is spliced from 3 exons.